This is a messenger RNA of Dendronephthya gigantea, 1454 nucleotides long. Its product is annotated as glyoxalase domain-containing protein 4-like. The coding region runs from base 50 to 931 and encodes 293 amino acids. NCBI's taxonomy places the organism in Eukaryota, Metazoa, Cnidaria, Anthozoa, Malacalcyonacea, Nephtheidae. The transcript has 7 exons. The record is from RefSeq and is a predicted model, not a curated record.
CUUAGUUGUUACACAACGUAUCGAAUCUUGAUUUUGAUCUCUUUUGAAGAUGUCAACCAGGCGAGCAUUGCAUUUUGUCUUUAAAAUCGGCAAUCGCAAAGCUAAUGCUAGGUUUUAUAGAGACCUGCUUGGUUUAAAGGUUUUGCGACAUGAGGAGUUUGAAGAAGGUUGCAAAGCUUCAUGUAAUGGACCAUAUGAUGGCAAGUGGAGCAAAACAAUGGCAGGGUUUGGAGCUGAAGACAACCAUUUUGUUGUUGAGUUAACAUAUAAUUAUGGCAUUAAAAAAUACGAGUUGGGCAAUGAUUUCCAGGGUCUGACAGUUUUCUCAAGUGAUGCUGUAAAGAGAUUCAAGAAUGAUGCAAAUUCGCCAUUAGAUGACAUGGGUAAUGGAACAUACAAAACUCAUUCACCAGAUGGAUAUACAUUUUACCUUGUUGAUGAAAAUAAAAAACAAGAUCCUGUUGAUAAAAUUUCGUUGGGUGUAUCAAAUCUUGAAACAUCAAUGAAAUACUGGCAUGAGUUAUUGGGAAUGAAAUUGUAUAAACAGCAAAGUGACCGAGUAUUACUUGGGUAUGGUGAUGACCAGUGUAAGUUAGAGUUAGUUAGCCUUGCAGGGCAAGUUGUGGAUCAUGCAACAGGGUUUGGUAGGAUCGCAUUCAGUUGCCCACGUGAUGAACUACCUGAAAUUCAGGCAAAGGUUAAAGAGGCAGGUCACGUCAUCAUCACCCCCCUGGUACGUCUGGAUACUCCUGGCAAAGCAGCUGUUGAGGUCAUCAUUUUAGCUGAUGUGGAUGGCCAUGAAAUAUGUUUUGUUGGUGAUGAGGCAUUCCGGGAUCUUUCACAGGUUGAUCCUACAGCAAAAAAUUUAUUGGAAGAGGCAAUGGAUAGAGACAAAAGUGAUGAAUGGUUUGCAAAAAGAGAAACGAAAUAGAUUGAAAAAUAAAAUAAUGGACUUUACCGCUUCUGUAUUCCACAGAUUAAUCAAAAUACUUUCAGUACCAGCCAGGAAUCACUUUUCAAUUUCAUAAUGCACUAAUUCUUAAAGAACUAGACAAGAAAAAGGAAUGGCUUUUUAGUUGUCAUUAGGUUAGGCAUGCAUGUCAAAAAUAAAGCUUUAGUGAUAAGAAGCUUAGAAGUUUAAAGGCAUUAUAGGCGUUUCAUACACGUGCUCUCCUACGCAUGUGAUGAUAUCACACUUCAUAGGAAGUCAUAAACUCUCUAGUUCUAUGUACUAGUUCAAGGGUUGUCAAUAGUUGACCAUAUUUGCCAUUGACUUUAUGUGUUGUAUUUUAAUGGUAGGAAUGCUUAUUAGCCAGUGCGAUUCUCAGCUCGAUUUUUGCGCAAUGAUUUUCCAAAAUUUCGCAAUUACAUCAUUUACAUGCCUUGGUAAUAUCAUUAAUUAACCAGACUAUCAGAGAUCAUUAAUUUGAGUACAUUAUUAAAUCAUUUAGAAA